Messenger RNA from Amoebophrya sp. A120, 1368 nucleotides. The record is from the annotation of a GenBank genome assembly. Lineage: Eukaryota; Dinophyceae; Syndiniales; Amoebophryaceae.
CUCCAGACGAGCACAGUUUUUUUUCUCCCACAACUACCGUCGUAAGGACAAAGAGCAUCAUCUGCUCGUCCUGAAUUGGAGUAAAACAAAGGCAAGGCCUCGUGCAAAAGUAAGACUUUCGACUCCGUCGGAAGUUGUAGAUAAACCUCCUUUUGCAAGAACCCCACCUACAACCACAAGCAAAAAGAAUGCGGAAGUUCGUGAAAGUCACCGGCUCGGCCGCCACCCUUUCCGCGGGAGGCGCGUCCGCCGCGAAGAUGAAGAAGGCGAAGAAGUCUGCUGCGACUGGUUCUACGCACGCGUGGGAAGGAAGUGAAAACGCGGGGCCGACUGCCUUCGUCGAAAACUUGAAUUUCUGCCCCGACACGCGCACGUGCCAACGGUCAGAAAAUAUGCAUGGAAAGUAGUAUGCAGCUGUUUCAUUCGUACAAUGAAUACCAAAGCGGUAGCAAGCACGGUCGGCGACCGUAGUUAUUACAAGCACGCCCGGCGCGACGAUGAGUUUGAAUUUAGAUAGACUUUCGCGAAUGUUUUGCAGCUUUGACUUUCUGAGCAAGAAGCUGCCGGCACAAUAUAGUCGAGGACUCGAGUCACUCGAGAUUUGAGAUUCGAGCUUCCAGAUCUGAAGUUCCGAAUGCGAAAUGUCGACUGUGAAAUCUCCAUACCUGUUUUUCGUUUCAUCUCAAGUAAUCGGCUCCAAUUGAACCAGCUGAACAACUAGAGUCAGUUGGUCUAUGCAGCCGAAGGCCUCGAAAGUCAAUUACUAAUUAAACCAAUAGCACAGACAUUGCCCGUGUCCGUCGUGUGCUAAUGUAUAGUGCGUAGUUGUAUGUAUGCAACGAAAAUCAUACCGCGACGACCAAUAUCAAACACUGAAUUCGGUGUCGGUCUCGUGAUCCCAGCCUGGCGCGUUCUGUGAACUUUUAGCACGUCCGGGGCGUCGUGCUAGACAUUCAUAAUAUUUUGGCGAUAAAAUGGCGCGCCAUGCAUGCGGGGAUGGCCGGGCGCCCGUGCUUGCUACUAGCACUUCAUGUAGAUACAGUGAAUGCAACAGUUGGCGCUUUUCCUUCCAUAGACGACACUUAUUCGAAAAAGGCUCCCUCGACCCCUUCGCCGAAAAAGGCUCACUCGACCCCUUCGCCUUCCUCUUCCUUCUUGCAGUCCGCGGCUGGCGGAAGUUUUUUGGAAUAUUUACCAAAGCCGUGUAACGAAGUCCAGUGCGGUGACUUCGGGGAAGUGGAUUGCAACGAAAAUUUCAACACGGAAGGUUGCUGCGAGUGGGAGGCGGAGGCCACAUCUGCUCCCACAACCAACGCCGCCGCCGCUAUGAUUCCCUACAUGAACAGUCAAAAUGGGGUUGCGCGUUAA